AUGUCAAACCCUAAACAAAAGAGAACAGCCGCUAAAGGCGCCCUUACACGUUUCACCACUUACUUCAAUAACAUUAAAUCGCUCACACCCGAUCAAAUAAAUAUCUGUGAACUGCAAAUCAGGUUAAAUGCAGCUGAAAAGUUGAUACAUGAUUUCAAUAAUGCUCAGUCGGAAAUAGAAUCCGCGGAUCAACAAUAUGACGAUAACAUAGAUACAUUACACGCUACAGAACGUGAAACUUUCGAAAAUCUCUUUUAUACAGUCACAGCAAAUGCUACGAAAUUCAUAUUUGAUUGCAAUAACGAUCAAAAUUCAGCUAAGGCGUGUACCUCCAAUCAAAUUUCUACCAACGACAUAAAAUUACCUUCACUCAAUUUACCUAACUUUGAUGGAGCAUACGACCAAUGGCUUUUUUUUCGGGAUACUUUUAUUUCAAUAAUUCACCAGAACUCUUCCUUGUCAAACAUUCAAAAAUUUCAUUAUUUGCGCCUUUCUUUGAAGGGUACUGCCGCAGAAACGAUCAAAGCCUUAGAAAUAUCUGCUAAUAACUAUGAUGUUGCCUGGAAACUCAUCACUGAACGUUUUGAGAACAAACAGAUUUUAGUAAAUAAUCACAUAAAGCAUCUUUUCAAUUUGCCUAACAUUUUGAGAGAAUCUAAUCAAGGGCUUAGACAACUUUUAGAUGGAUUGCAAAAACACUUAAGAGCACUUGAAGCACUUAAACUUCCCAUUGAUAAAUGGGAUGCAUUAAUAAUUUACCUAAUAUCGACAAAAUUAGAUCACGCUUCCAGGCCACUUGUCGAAAUCUUAGACAAACAUGGUAAUCCACAUGACUGCAAGGUUCUGCUCGACUCUGGAUCACAGAGUAACUUUAUAUCCGAAAGAAUAUGCAAAAUACUAGGUUUACAAAUGAAUAAAAUUAAUUUCUCUAUCUCUGGAAUCAACCAAGUCAAGUCCAACAUCAACUACACGACAUUUGCAAACAUUCACUCCAAAACAAACGAUUAUCAAACAACACUACCAUGCUUCGUUCUCUCAAAUAUUGCUGGUAAUUUGCCUUCCUUCACAUUCAAUAAAAAUAUUGUGAAACUCCCGCAAAAUAUUACUUUAGCUGAUCCAAAUUUCCAUGAAUCCACCCCUGUUGAUUUACUAAUAGGAGCUGAAAUCUUCUGGGAACUUGUCAGUAUUGGUCAAAUAAAACUUGGCAAAGGCCAACCAAUUCUCCAAAAAACCAAACUAGGUUGGAUUCUUUCGGGACCAAUUCAAACGAAAAAGCAAACAAAUCCUGAAUAUCAGUGUAACCUCAGUAUUAAUACCCUCGAAUUGAACGAACAACUCUGCAAGUUUUGGGAGAUUGAACAAUGUCCGGAAGUGAAGUACGUUUCCGAAGAGGAGAAUGCUUGCGAAACUCACUUUAAACAAAACAUAACUCACAGACCUGAUGGACAUUUUUCAGUAUCUCUUCCCCUAAAAGAAUCACCUGUAAAACUGGGCGAUUCAAAGACAUCUUCUACCAACAGAUUUCUUGCCCUGCAACGAAAACUACUUAAAAAUCCAGAAUUACAGGCCCAAUAUCAUGAUUUUAUCAAAGAAUAUCUUACAUUGAAUCACAUGUCUCUAACUGAUAAUCAAACGGACGAAUCUGGUUUUUUCCUUCCCCACCAUUGUGUCCUGAAAGACACCAGCUCUACCACAAAGCUACGUGUUGUCUUCGAUGGCAGUGCAAAAUCCUCUUCUGGUCUGUCCCUCAAUGACAUUUUGAUGGUAGGUCCAACCAUACAGGACGACUUAUUCUCAAUAGUUCUACGAUUCAGAAGACAUAAAUUCGUUCUUAGUGCCGACAUAACCAAGAUGUAUCGGCAGGUCUACAUCAACCCCGAACAUCGUUUUCUGCAAAAAAUUCUUUGGCGUUUCAAUCCAAAUGAGAAAAUCUCAACCUUCACUCUCAACACUGCUACUUACGGAACUGCCUGUGCAGCUUUCCUGUCUAUUCGAUGCCUACAUGAAGUGGCGUAUCUUCAUCAAGUUGAAUUUCCGAAAAUUGCUUCAAUCAUACUGCAGGAUUUUUAUGUAGAUGAUCUACUUACUGGAAGUGAUUCACUCGAAGAACUUCUUUACAUAAAACGAAUUUUAUCCAAUCUUCUUGAACAGCACGGUUUUACAUUGAGAAAAUGGGUAUCAAACUUUCAAGAAAUACAAUCACAAGAAGACUUUCUACUCACCAUCGGCAGUAGAGAACAAAAUAAAACCUUAGGCUUACUAUGGAACUCUUCCUCUGAUGUUUUAACCUAUACUAUCUCCAGUAAUAAUUUUACCGAAAAAAUCACAAAACGUCAAAUACUGUCAUCCAUUUGCCAAAUUUUCGACCCACUCGGGCUUCUCUCACCUGCUACUAUUGUUGCCAAGAUCAUCUUGCAACAACUGUGGAAAUUGAACAUCUCUUGGGAUGAAAGCAUUCCCAUGGAUCUACAUUCGAAAUGGCUAUCUUAUCGUUCACAUCUCAACAAACUGAAUGAGAUUAAAUUCCCUCGACAUAUUCAAUGCAGCGAUUCUACUUCUAUAGAACUACACGGUUUCUGUGACGCCUCAGAAGCUGCAUAUGGGGCAUGUGUAUUCAUUCGUUCUAUUGAUGCUUUCGGCAAUUAUACUUGCAACAUUCUUUGUGCAAAAACUAGAGUUGCACCUUUAAAACAAAUCACAAUACCCAAACUGGAGCUUUGUGGAGCCACACUGUUGUCUGAUCUCAUGAACAAGGUGAAGGACUCAAUCAAAAUAUCAUUCAAUAAAACAUACUAUUGGAGCGACUCCACAAUCGUAUUAGCUUGGAUAAGAUCUUCUCCGAGUUUAUUGAAAACCUUUGUUGCCAACAGAGUAGCUCAAAUUCAGAAUUUAACCGAUCCCGAUUGUUGGAAUUACAUAAACACCUCAGAAAAUCCCGCAGACUUACUGUCACGAGGAGUACCCCCUACAAAACUCAUUAAUUCCAGUCUUUGGUUCCAUGGUCCCAAGUGGCUUGUCCACUCGGACAGCGAUUGGCCAAUGAAUGAACUUUCAAUCCCUACACCAAAUGAUCUUCCCGAAAUGAAACAUAUAAAAACUUUUCUCAGUAUCGAUCAAAACUUCCUGGAAAAUAUCGGCAGAUUUUCAUCCUUCUUGAAAUUACAAAGGACAUUCGCCUGGAUAGUUCGUUUUAAAAAUAACCUCAAGACUGAACCCAAUUCCAGAAAACUUGGUGUUUUAAUGCCUUCAGAACUCCAAGAAUCCUUGAAUCUAUUGAUACGCAUUGUCCAAAGGCACGCUUUCCCUCAAGAUCAUAAUGCUCUUUCCAAGGGACACAACGUCAAUUACAAAGGUAAUCUCGCAAGUCUGAACCCAUUCUUGGACAGUGAACAAAUCAUCAGAGUUGGUGGUAGAAUACAAAAUUCGGACUUCCCCUUCCGCAAAAAACACCUAGCCGUGCUACCAGCCAACAAUCAUUUCACGACUCUUUUAGCUCGACAUGAACAUAUUCGCCUAUUGCAUGCCGGUCCACAGCUAUUAUUAGCAUCUCUAAGAGAAAGAUACUGGCCAAUCUCUGGUCGAAAUCUCGUAAGGAAGGUCGUACACGAAUGUACACGAUGUUUUCGCUUCCAAGCGAAACCCGAACAAUAUCUUAUGGGUAAUCUUCCCAAAGAACGAGUUUCGCCAUCGCGUCCAUUCUCGAUAUCUGGCAUUGACUAUGCAGGUCCAUUUUCAAUCAGAGACAGAAAAACAAAAAAUUAUAAAACUACGAAGGCUUAUAUAGCUCUUUUUGUAUGUCUCAGUGUUAAGGCAAUUCAUCUAGAGGUUGUGAGUGAUCUAACCUCCGAAUGUUUUUUAGCUGCUUUGAGGAGAUUUUUUGCGAGACGUGGAAAAUCGGCUACCUUAUUUUCAGAUAAUGGCACUACAUUUGUAGGGGCGAAUAAUGAAAUAAAAAACUUCUUUAAACAUAAUAGUGAAAUCAUUGCAAACAAUUUAACCUCUGAAGGAAUUUGCUGGAACUUCAUUCCGGCAAAGGCACCCCACUUUGGUGGUAUUUGGGAGGCUGGUGUAAAAUCAGUGAAACAUCAUCUAUAUAGGGUGAUGGGAGAUUCAAAAUUAACCUACGAAGAAUUUUCUACGGUAUUAUGUCAAAUAGAAUCUUGCUUGAAUUCCCGCCCACUUUAUCCUCUUUCUAAUGACCCAAAUGAUACAUUACCUCUCACCCCUGCGCAUUUCUUAAUUGGUGGAUCUUUAAACACCAUACCUGACCACAAUUUGCUAGAUACGAAAAUGAAUCGUCUCUCACGAUUCCAAAGAUGCCAGCAAAUUCUGCAACACUUCUGGACCAAAUGGAAAAAUGAAUACAUAUCCAGCUUGCAACAGCGUACGAAAUGGAAGGAGCGCUGCAAUGAUUUGCUGAAGAUUGGUGUUCUCGUACUGUGCAAGGAAGAUGGGCUUCCCCCUCUAAAAUGGAGAAUUGGGAGAGUCAUCGAGAUCCAUCCGGGAAAAGACAACAUCGUCCGAGCCGUCACCAUCAAAACCGCCACUGGUAUCUUCAAACGACCAGCGGUGAAACUGUGUGUCCUACCAAAUCAAGAAUAG
Harmonia axyridis is the source of this 4602-nucleotide messenger RNA. RefSeq lists its product as uncharacterized. Gene Ontology annotation, biological process: DNA integration. The record is from RefSeq and is a predicted model, not a curated record. The coding region runs from base 1 to 4602 and encodes 1533 amino acids. Gene Ontology annotation, molecular function: nucleic acid binding. Lineage: Eukaryota; Metazoa; Arthropoda; Insecta; Coleoptera; Coccinellidae. The transcript has 2 exons.